GUGAAACCUUCGUUUUUGGGCUUGAUAACUGUGAUAUUUGAUGAGCGUUAGCAUGGUUUAUACGGUUUGUUCCUUCUUGUGAAUUCUUCUGCUGUAAUUGCUUUAUUAUUAACUUUAAAGGGAUUGUUGAAUCUGGCUUUGUUUAUUUUAAGUUCCUUCUCAAAAAUUCGCAAUAGGAUUUUUUUAUAAUAUAAAAUAUGUCAAAACAGCAAUAUGUUAAUAAGCAAAUUCAGAACAUGGUCUCCUUUAUGGAGCAAGAAGCCGCCGAGAAAGCAAAUGAAAUAUUGAUAAAAGCCGAAGAAGAAUUUCUUCAAGAAAAAGAUCGCAUCUUACAAGAGGAGAAGACUAAAAUUCGAGAACAUUAUGAUAAACGCAUUAAACAAGUGGAACUUCAGAGAAAAAUUUUGUACUCAAAUGAAGUUAAUCAAAAUCGACUCCGCUUGCUGGAAGUUCAAAAUAAAUACGUCAAUGACGUCAUCUCUGAAGCUAAAGCCGAGCUGGUGAAAUUAUUCUCGGAUCAGGAAAAGUAUAAAAGUUUCUUAGAAAAAUUAAUUUUAGAGGGAAUGCUAACACUUUUGGAGCCUACUGUUACUAUUCAGUGCCGCCGGUGCGACGUCGCUCUUGCAGAGUGCGCAUUGAGAGCAGCUGAAGACGAGUUUUCCUGCGUUGUUUCGGGCAGAAGCUGCAGCGGCUCUGUCGGUAGCAGUUAUUUGCCGGUGGCCUGUGCCGGCGGGAUCCUUGUCUGUACACCGGAUGGGCGGAUCACAUGUGACCAAACUGUGGACAAGCGGCUGAACAGCAUAUCUUUUGAUAUGAUGCCUAGAAUCAGAGAAAUACUAUUUGGGUCGUCCAAGGACUUCAAGCCACUUUCUUAAACGAGCUUCUGGCUAUAAACACAC
Molecule: messenger RNA, 899 nt
Organism: Zophobas morio
Lineage: Eukaryota; Metazoa; Arthropoda; Insecta; Coleoptera; Tenebrionidae
Product: V-type proton ATPase subunit E 2-like
Exons: 9
Coding region: 198-875 (225 amino acids)
Biological process (GO): proton transmembrane transport
Cellular component (GO): proton-transporting two-sector ATPase complex, catalytic domain
Molecular function (GO): proton-transporting ATPase activity, rotational mechanism
Source: RefSeq, a predicted model, not a curated record